CCUGUAAGAUGGAGAUGAAGAUUGUCUUAUAUACAGAACUCCUGGGAGGGGCAAGAAGGAAAAUGCACAGUUCGCCUUCCCAUGGAGGGAAUUGUCUCCACAGUGAGGGAGCCUCCCCUCCUGCCUCUGGCUGAGUCCUGCUGUGUUUGAGCUGCAGUGCUGAGUCCUGAAGUCCUUAAGGAAAAUGGCUCCAAAGGUUAAACGAACCUGGAAAAAUACAUAGAUGCCACAUUGCAGCUUCUCCAGAUGUGUGGGGAUAAUAGUUCAGAAGGCAAGUGAUCCCCUUGGAUUAGGUAACUAGUCAUAAUGAAGAAAAUUAGUCUUAAAACCUUCCGGAAGUCUUUUAACUUGAAUAAAAGCAAGGAAGAGACUGAAUUCAUGGUGGUACCACCACCAUCACUAGCCAGCGACUUUGGAAAAGAUGAUUCCUUAUUUGGUAGCUGCUAUGGUAAAGAUAUGGCCAGCUGUGAUAUCAAUGGUGAUGAUGAAAAGGGGGGAAAAAAUAGAUCAAAAAGUGAGAGCCUGAUGGGUACCCUAAAAAGGCGGCUUUCAGCGAAACAGAAACCUAAGGGCAAGAGCAGCACGCCCUCUGGCUCUGCCGAUGAGGACACUUUCUCCUCCUCAUCAGCCCCUAUGGUCUUCAAGGACGUCAGAGCCCAAAGGCCCAUCAGGUCCACUUCCCUCCGCAGUCACCACUACAGCCCCACACCGUGGCCUCUUCGACCUACGAACUCUGAGGAGACAUGCAUCAAAAUGGAGGUGAGAGUCAAAGCCUUGGUUCACUCUUCUAGCCCAAGUCCUGCAUUGAAUGGUGUUCGAAAGGAUUUUCAUGACCUUCAGUCUGAAACUGUUUGCCAAGAGCAAAGCAAUCCACUCAAGAGUUCAGAUUCUCCCAGUGGAGACUUGCAUCUCCACCUGGAUGAACAUGUGCCUGUAGUUAUUGGACUUAUGCCUCAGGACUACAUUCAGUACACCGUGCCUUUAGACGAGGGGAUGUAUCCUUUGGAAGGAUCACGGAGCUAUUGUCUGGACAGUUCUUCACCCAUGGAGGUCUCUGCCGUUCCUCCUCAAGUCGGAGGGAGCUCUUUUGCUGAAGAUGAGAAUCAGGUAGAUCGGGACCUAGUCGUCGGUCCAGAGAUCUUCGUGGAUCAGUCUGUGAAUGGAUUGUUGAUUGGCACCACAGGAGUCAUGUUGCAGAGCCCCAGAGCAAGUCACGAUGAUGUCCCUCCACUCUCACCAUUGCUACCUCCAAUGCAGAAUAAUCAAAUCCAAAGGAACUUCAGUGGACUCACUGGCACAGAUGCCCAUGUGGCUGAAAGUAUGCGUUGUCAUUUGAAUUUUGAUCCUAACUCUGCUCCUGGGGUUGCAAGAGUUUAUGACUCUGUGCAAAGUAGUGGUCCCAUGGUUGUGACAAGCCUUACAGAGGAGCUGAAGAAACUCGCAAAACAAGGGUGGUACUGGGGACCAAUCACACGCUGGGAGGCAGAAGGGAAGCUAGCAAACGUGCCAGAUGGUUCUUUUCUGGUACGGGAUAGUUCUGAUGACCGUUAUCUUUUAAGCCUGAGUUUUCGCUCCCAUGGUAAAACACUUCACACUAGAAUUGAGCACUCAAAUGGUAGGUUUAGCUUUUAUGAACAGCCAGAUGUGGAAGGACAUACAUCUAUAGUAGACCUAAUUGAGCAUUCAAUCAGGGACUCUGAAAACGGAGCUUUUUGUUAUUCAAGGUCUCGGUUACCUGGAUCGGCCACUUACCCUGUCAGACUGACCAAUCCAGUGUCACGGUUCAUGCAGGUGCGCUCUUUGCAGUACCUGUGUCGUUUUGUUAUACGUCAGUAUACCAGAAUAGACUUAAUUCAGAAACUGCCUUUGCCAAACAAAAUGAAGGAUUACUUACAGGAGAAGCACUACUGAAAGAUUGAGAACCCCGCAUCUUGCACUUUGGGAAUAAGAAAAAGAGAUUGAAAUACAGUUUACAAACUUUCAUUGCCAUCAAAAUGUUUUGCUGCCAUAACUAUUUUAGUUUUAUGUGUAAAAGAGUCAUCGAUUUGUUUAGGGGUGGGGAAGUGUCUGCCAAGGUGUCUUGGGUUUAUUUUGGUUUUUUAAAGAGGGAUGUCUUGAGGUUCUAGAAGUGUGAAUUAUCUUUCAUUAAUGUGCAGAAUAAUCGCAAUGUGAAUUACCAGAUUUUCCUAUGUGCCCCCAGUCCUUUGCUGCUAUCCACUGUGAUUUUUAUGCAUUAAAAGCACAUUUCAUUUGUAUUCAACCCUAAUUAAAGUUGAAUGAACCUUGUAGAAUGAAAAUUACUAUGUCUUCAAAUGGCCCAUUUCCAAAUGAUAGUGUUGAAUAAACACGUGUGUGAUAAGACACGGAAUUUACAUAUACACUGAGAAGAUUUUAUUUAGAAUUAAGAGUUGAUGUAAUCUUGGUUAGAGGACUACAAAUCUGCAACACACCUUUUACAACACUAAAUUAUUUUUUAAGUUGUGCUGGGUUUUUUGGUUGUGAAAGUUGAAUUUUUCUGUUGCCUUCAUUUUCAUCUUGUGGUUUGUCUAUUUUAAUAAAUGGCCUUACAUUAAAAAUUGAAAAGAAAUAUAUACCACCAAUUUAGGAAUUGUUGCCUUUUCUGUCAUUAAACUCGGGUACAAAUUGUCAUCAGUAAAGACGAUAGAACCAGAACUACUAUCGUGGUCAUACUUCCCUGAGCAUUUUUCUGUGUUUUCUAUGCUUUCCUUUAAUUAAAUGUUUUAUCUGUGAUUUCUUUAGUUAACAUUUUCUUGGGUGAACUUGAGUAUACAACUAAUUUUCAUUAAUUGAUUGGAUUCUCUUAUAACAUUAAAGUUUAUAUAAAGUUUUACAUUGAUUUUGACUGGAAAGAAAAGAUUUUUUUUGAAGUUGGAGUGAUAGUUUCCUUUCAUAUAGUCACUAUUAAAAUAUUCUAGGUGUGACCAUUUUCCCCAGUUUAAACAAUCCUUAAUGACUUAGAGGGAAAGUUUUGAAAUUGUGGAGUAUCACGUGAGAAAAAUAGUAAAACCAUAUCAAAUAAACAGAAGUCCUGUUUCCUGCCAUACACACUGCCACCUAAGAAUUAGGGCUCUUCUUUGUUUGCCUUUUAAAUUUAAUUCUUAAUUAACUUGGCGUCUCUAGUUUUUCACCUCUUUGUGUCAAUUGUUGAAGGAAGGGAUAUUAUGCCUCAUAAUUUUUACUUAUUUUGAAAUGGAGAGCACUUACUCAUUUCUUGAUUCCAAAUGUAGUAUUUAAAGAUUACUCAUUCAGAAAACCUCCUCAGCUCUACAAGCUUUAAGGAAAAUGUUUCCAUCUUAGAUGAAACAUGUGAUCUGAGAUGUUUCUUCUUUUGUCACGUCAAGUUUUCCUAUCUCUUACCUCCUUUGAACACAAGGGUAAAAGUCUUAGGUCAAACUUACUGGCUUUGGCAUUCAGACAUACCUGUAUCUUACCUUUUUUCUGUAUUUGUUAGGAUGA
This is a messenger RNA of Castor canadensis (American beaver), 3477 nucleotides long. RefSeq names its product suppressor of cytokine signaling 6 (gene Socs6). Gene Ontology annotation, cellular component: phosphatidylinositol 3-kinase complex. The record is from RefSeq and is a predicted model, not a curated record. Lineage: Eukaryota; Metazoa; Chordata; Mammalia; Rodentia; Castoridae. Gene Ontology annotation, molecular function: 1-phosphatidylinositol-3-kinase regulator activity. Gene Ontology annotation, biological process: phosphatidylinositol phosphate biosynthetic process; protein ubiquitination; regulation of growth.